CUUACACUUGAGCUUAUCUUGGAAUGGUAGGGUUCUUGACCUUCAUGAUGACUGAAGUGGCACAAUUACAGCUAAGGUCGAAGGAGGAGCCUCUUCAGAAUGGAGAAAGACGUUGAAGGAGGAGUGCACUUAGAAGGAGUACCUUUCGAAGAAGAAUACCCCGCAAGGAAGAGAGGAUGAAGAGAGCGAAAAGAGGGACAUUUUGAUGGCCCCGAUUCGGCACGACAGCGUAUCCAGAAAAGUUCCAGCCUUCUUCCGCAAAUCGGAAAUCUUUACCAGCUCAUUAGGUUCUGGCUGGCCUUUGCAUCAGAAGACCAUCAUAUCUGGCUUCCGACAAGCUCGGCUCACCCCAACCUGCUAAAUGCUUUUCGACAACGGAAGACGAUCGUCCAAUUCUGGGUGGGAGUAGCACCUAUUGAAGACAAGAUGCGGGAGUCACGCCUACGGUGGUUUGGUCAUGUGCGUAGAAGACCGAGUGAUGCACCUGUUAGGCGAGUUGAGAUGUGUGGAGAAGAGGCGGGGAAGAGAGGGAGAGGAAGACCCAAACAGACGUGGGUUAGGGGAGUUCGAAGUGAUAUGCUUCUUCUGGGGUUGGAUGAGGGCAUGACUUUGGAGAGAACUAAGUGGAGGGCGGGUAUUCACGUGAAGGAGUGAUCUUGAUAAUCUUUUUCCCUCAUCUUUUUUUUCCUAGUUUUUUUUUAUCCUUAUAUAUAUAUGCAUUAUUUGCAGCCUUUUUAUUGUAUCUUUUUUAUAUAUAUUCAUCUUUUUUAUAUUAUCUUUUCAUAAUAGCUUAUCUUUUUAUCUUUAUUCCUUCUUUUCCUUUUGGUUGUGAUAUCAUGUAUCGAUUCAUGUUAGCCGACCCCAAUAUCUUUUGGGACUAAGGCUUGAAUGUUGUUGUUGUUGUUCAUAUUUCUCUAAAACUUUCUAUUCCCCCCUCUACGCUUUUUGAAUCUUCCAAGGAGUACCUACAAACUUCUUCUAUGAUCUUCAAGAAGAAUCUAGAGGACUGCACAUUUAUGCAAAGUGUUCUAGAGGCUCUCACACAUUUCCACACGGUUCUCCAAAAUUUCACAAUUUCUUUAAGUAGCUCCAUAAUGUUCUAAAAUAUUCCACACUUUCCUAGAAUAUUCUUCACCUCUCUAAAAUGAUCUAAGAUAUUUUAUAACAUUGAAUACUUCUCGACAUUCAUUUAGAAAAUUCUUAAAUUCUCUUGAAGUUUUCAAAUAACUAGAGAUCCGAACACCUUUCGUAUGUCUACUUUUAAAUAGCAUGUGAAAUUUUGUUAGAAUUAAGUUGAAAUGAGCUGUUGCCCAUCCCAAUUUAAUCAAAUUAUUAUUUUCCAAGUAAAUUUGAGGUACCUACAAGGCUGCAAUACGAAAUUGUGUGUAAAAAUAGUAAAACAAAAUCAGAUAAAGUUGAAAUAUAGUUAUAUAAAUGCAUUAUUUCCACUCUUUAAUUACCACUUGAAUCUACAAUAACAUAAGGCUUUUGAGUUUUUGAAGGUUUGCCGGUCCAUUGGCAGUGAUGUUGCGUCCCCGGAUGUACCGCCACUGCCUACAGCUGCCAGCUGCCACAGUGAUUCUAAACUGCAUCAGUUCGGCGGCCACUAUUUAUACUGCUGCUGCUGAACACAAAGAUGAUCCCUUCAAGGCACACCCGUGUUACCACCACCUUUCUUCCAUUAAGUCCAAGGGAGAACUUCUCCAAUCAUACACAGUCACGCCACCUAUCCAACCCUGGCCUCGGAACCUUACCCAUAAACGGCUCAUUUCUCUUAUAUCCUGCCAACAUGACCCAAACAUGGCUCUCCACAUCUUCCACCACGCAGGUAAAUACCACCCUGGGUUUUCCCAUAAUUAUGAAACCUACCACCGCAUCAUCCUCAAACUUUGUCGUGCUCGUGCCUUUGAAUCCGUGGAUACCCUUUUGGCUGAGUUACGGCAAACUAACAUCACAUGUUCGGAGAAUCUGUUUGUCACAGUUAUCCGGAACUAUGGCAUUGCAAGCAAACCAAAGCAGGCCAUUAAGUAUUUCUUGAAAAUCAAAGAUUUCGGAAUAGUAAGAUCAGUGAAGUCUUUUAAUACAUUGUUGAAUGCUUUGGUUAAUAACAAAAAGUAUGAUCUUGUGCACAUCUUGUUUAAGAAUUGUAGAAAGAAGUUAGACAUUGUGCCCAAUUUAGUCACUUGUAAUAUCUUAUUGAAGGCUCUGUGUAAGAAAGGUGAUGUUGGUGGUGCAAUUGGAAUUUUGGAUGAAAUGCCUGCAAUGGGAAUAGUUCCAAAUGUUGUUACUUAUACCACCAUUCUAGGUGGCUAUGUGCUUAUAGGCGAUAUGGUGGGUGCUGAGAGAAUGUUGAAGGAAACCCUUGAUAAAGGAUGUUUGCCUGAUGCAACAACGUAUACCAUUUUGAUGGAUGGCUUCGUCAAGAAAGGGAAAUUGAUGAAUGCAGUGAAGGUGAUGGAUGAGAUGGAGGACAAUGGGGUCAAACCAAACGAUGUAAGUUAUGGAGUGAUGAUAGAGGCUUUGUGUGCUGGGAAGAGACCAGGUGAAGCAGUCAACUUGCUUAAUGAUAUGCUUGAUAACAAAUAUCCACCUAGUGGAUCACUUUGUUGUAGGGUUAUUGAUGCUAUGUGCGAAGCAGGAAAGGUCCAAGAGGCAUGUGAUCUGUGGAAAAAAUUGUUGAUAAAGAACUGCACCCCUGAUAAUGCAAUAUCAAGCACACUCAUAUAUCAUCUGUGCAAGGAGGGACACAUUUGGGAAGCAAAGAAAUUAUUUGAUCAGCUUGAGGGAGGUUCAGCUCCCAGUGUUUUGAUGUACAACACAUUAAUUGCAGGAAUGAGUGAGAAUGGAGAGAUACUUGAAGCUGGGAGGCUGUGGGAUGACAUGGUUGAUAAGGGGUGCAUACCUAAUGCUUUUACUUAUAGCAUGCUGAUUAGGGGAUUUUGUAAAGUCGGUAAUCCAACAGAAGGAAUUAGAGUUCUACAGGAGAUGAUAGAUAAUAAUUGUUCCCCAAAUAAAUUCACUUUCUCUGCAAUAGUCCAAGAGCUUUGUUGCUCAGGAUCUGAAAGAGAUGGUGUUUUGAAUAAGAUAUUGUUGGAGAUUGCUGCUUAAGGAAUGCUUUAUCAGUUUUUUUUAAUACAGAAGAUAGUGCAUUUUUAUGAUUGUAGAAGCAGAGGCAUCCGUUUCAAAUGGAUCUAAGUGCUUUUGGUGCCAAUAUAUCAUAUUGCAAGAUUUGCUCUCUUCUUGGGCGUUGGUUAUUAGCAAAUCGUGUCUAGCAGUGUCUAGCAAUGCACCUAGUGAUUUUAGAGCCCCCAAAGGAUGAGAGUAAAGUUAUGUGCUAUAAAUAUUUCUAGUCAUUUUGAAGUGUGAUAAAAUUAAGUUUCAUAGUUGUGAGUUAUGACCAUAGCUCUUUCUUUUUGCAAAAUGCAAGCCCAAAUUACAUUCCAAUCAUGUGUUGUAAUGUGUUCGGCUCGUGCAUAUUGUUUCGGGUUUUGGGUAGAAAUUUUCCUACUCCUUUGAUCCUUUCCAAAUGCUAAACUUGUAAAACAUCAACAUAUAAAAAUAGUCAGCAGAACUAUAAUGCAACUGUAAAGCAAAAUAAAUGAUGAAAUGUCUGUGUUGAUAAAUUCGUGUAUAAACAUGAAAAAAGCAUUCAGCACUCAGCAGACCUAUACGGCUAUACUAUUUAAAAGCGGUAAAAAUAAUUAUAAAAUAAAAGUGCACACCAAUUUCAACAUGUUAAUAGAGUGGUAAUAGUAGCAAUUUCCUGUUGUUGAGAUAAUGUUUGUAUUAAAAAACUCCCUUUGUCUAUUGGACUUUGUCAAAUUUUCUUUUUUGUUUGUCCCAAAAACAUUGUCACUUUUCUUUUAAAUUAAUUAAGUUGUGUUUCUGCUUACUUCUCUCUUUCUGCGCAACCACAAACCUCAAACACUUGAGUUUUACUUUUCUUAUUUCACACACAACUCAAAGUUGGCAAUGCCCUUUGAGAUGGAGGUAGUAUAAGAACAAUUGAACAAGUUAGAUGAUACCUAUAUAUUUCAAUAUGUGAGUGUGUAAAAAUGAAGGUAUAUAUAUCCGAUUGGAACCAAGUAUAUGUGUAUGACCCAUUGACCCUUCCAAUGGAUUAGUCCUUCAAUACAAUAUGAAAUGAUGACUGAUCAUUACAUACUGUAAUAUUUAACAAUUAAUGUUACAAUUGUAUAAUAUUUGAGCGCUGCUGGAUGUUACCUAGUCUUCGGGCUUCCUCAUGUAUAGCCGUCCAAUAUCUAAUCUUCAGUUUGCCUUAGCCGGCUGCUUGAUCCAAUGGCUUACUAAGAUAAUUAUAUCCAUGACUUGUAACAUUUGUUAUUUUCAUAUGAGAAAAUUUUCAAAAAAGGAGUAAAAAAAUGUGAAAUUUUAAAAUAGUACUAUGUUUACCCCGUUAAAUAAGAGUAAUUAAUGUCAUUUUGAAAUUAUACUUCCAUAUUUUGGCAUGUCGGGCAUAAAAAAAUAUAUAUUUAAGGCAAGUUAGUUUUGCAUAAUUUACUAGUCCUAAAGAACAUAUAGUCAUAUGUAGAUAAAUAAUUAAGAGCAUACCUUUAUUUGUUAAAUAUGUUCGACCCUUUGUAAGGCUGAAAUAAUUCCUUCUCUCUUGUUAGGGUUUAUUGAUACCGCCGCCCUUGCAUUUCAGCAUGGGAUUGGAGUGGAUGUUUUUUUUUAGUUUUGUUCUCUCUAUUAUGGUUUAUGGAGAAGCAGGAGUCUAGCGACACCUUGCAUCAUCGUUGUUGGAAUUGGGGUUGCUUUAUUGUAGCGGAGGGGGCAGUGAUACCAACGUAAAAGUGGUCUUCUCCCUAGCUUUUGUCUAGGGUUUGUCUUUCCGGCAGAUGGCUUGCGUCGUUUCUUGUUCCGUGAAUGAGUUUUAGCGUAAGUGGGAGGGCGGUCGUUACCAUGUUGUGCCUCUCCAUGGUCUGGUUCUCUAUGGUUGAUGUUUCAGGAUGUGUUGCUAUGAAUCGAAUAUGGAGGUUUGCGAUUGAUAAUUCCGAUUGGAAAAUCGCUUGACAAUUUCUGAAUCAAGUUCUGAGCAAGGGAGAAACAAAUCAACGGACCGCCCCCCUCCUGAACCGCAGCCUUUGAGCGACCGAGAUGAUAGGGUUUGGAAGAUGAUACCUCAAGAAUACUGGCAGGAAGGAGCUUAGAGUAUUUGUCAUUUAUUUUAUUUUUUAUGGUCUUACUCUCGCGUUAAGUUUGUUUGUGUUGCUCUAUUUUUUGUUGAUGUCUUUAGUUUUAGUUCUGCAAUGAAGAGUGACAAUUCUGCUAGAUAUUAUGUCGUUAGAAGGAUCUAUAUGACCAGUGAUUGUUGUGUCACAUCCGUUUGGUGGUUAGCGAUUCGUAUUGCUCUUUCAGGGGUGAUCGUUUCUAUGUCUAGCCCCAGGGUUAAUAGUGUUAAUUGGUCAAGUAUUGUUGUUGUUGGUGUUGGUCUCUUUGAGUUUGUUGUAACGAUCGAAAUACUAAUGAUAUUAAUAUAAGCGGUUUUUCCUUUCAAAAAAAGAACAUAUAGUCAUAUACAUAUGUAUGUGUUUAUUUUUUUUCUUAAGCAGUCUGGAAGAAAAAAGUAGGGUGAGAAAAAUCAGCAAGAUAUUGCUUUGGAGCAGACAUUGCACAUUGAUGGAUUUUAUGAAGUUCACUUCAUCCACUCACUAUCGCUUUAUUGAUCAUGUUCUUGUAAAUCAUGUAUCAAAAAACAAAUAUGAUGUUAAAAUAGACAGUGUUUUCAUAGAGCCUUUUCUUGGUGGAAGAAAUGGAAGAGUGAAAUACAUAUUUUAGAUGAUUGACUUAUAGCAUUCACAGGGCAUUGGGGGGAGGUCCUUUGAGGCACUCCUUAUGGAAACAUUUUUAUCUGGUAUGAAAUUGUCAUAAAAUUUAAGCUAAAGUAAUGUGAGCAAGAGUUGUACUUCAGGAAAUAUGAAUAUGGUAAUAAGUUAAUUGUGAUUAAUUUACAGGGUUGGCUCAGAGUGAAGGUAAGGAACGAUAAAUCUGUGAUGUUUUUUUUUACUUAUAGCCUGCUUUGUGAACUCAAGUUCUCUUUAACAUUCAUUGAGGAGGACAUAUGGAACCACCGUAUUUGAUAUCCUCGAUUUUGAGAAUUCUGCUUCCCUUGACAGAAUUUGUAUAUGCUUUGGCCUAUGUUCCUACAUGUUCUGCAUUCAGGUCACUCCGUUAUUAGCUUUAUCUGCAUUUGGUUGAUAGUUGAUACUAAUGCUCAUUAAGUUCGUGUUAGAAUCCUAUUCAUUGACUUCUCUCCUUGAAGAAUUGUGGGCUGAGAGGUACAAACAGGAAGAGUUAUUGGUGUUGCUAUGUUGAGAACUUGAGAUUGGAAGCAGUGAUGCAAAAGUCACUAGCCCUCAGAUGGUCGAGUGGCACCUAGCCUGCUUAGAUGCAGUCGGUCUGAAUGUAGUUGGUAGUUUGGUACCGGUGCAAUUGUUACUACAGGUUGUUGAAAAUGGUUCUGCUGUAUUGGGAUCAAUAAAGCUGCUUUACACCCCUCGUGUAACGUCUAAUAUUACCUUGUCUAAAGUGUCACCCAAAUGAUAGUACUAUAUUUAACUUGUUUGAUUUUAAUGUUUUAGCUUACCUCAGAUAUGUAACAUUACUUUUUUUGGAGAUCAUGUAGAGCGUAAUUUGGUCAUAUUCUAUUUCUUCUGUAAUAUUGGAUAAUCUUGAAAUGUUCCCAUUUUAC
Cuscuta europaea is the source of this 6712-nucleotide messenger RNA. The record is from the annotation of a GenBank genome assembly. NCBI's taxonomy places the organism in Eukaryota, Viridiplantae, Streptophyta, Magnoliopsida, Solanales, Convolvulaceae.